UUCUCCCUUGCAAGAACACAGCCUCCUGUUGGUCUCCUGCCGUGGCUGCUGCUCUGGCUAGCUUUUUACCCUCCUCUGCCUCUUUCCUCUCCUUUCUGCUUAGCGCCUUGCCUUCUGCAGAUACUACCCUCAGUAUGGAGGCCAAUCACUCGGGACAGACCCCAGGGGAUCCCCAGUCAACACCUUCAGACAACAGUUCCCCCUUACCCAGCCAGAGUGGCCAGGAAAAGCCAGGUGAGCAGGCUCCGUCCACACCGCCCCCGCCCCCAGAGGAAGGAUUGAGUGCCCAGCCCAGCAAGGGAGCGGAGGACCUCUCUGAAGAGCUGAAUCGCCAACUGGAGGACAUCAUCAACACGUAUGGGUCUGCUGCCAGCCCCAGUGGGCAAGAGGGUCCCCUCAAGGCCCAAGACCAACCCGAGACUGCAGAUGCAGCUGACAAUGAGGACGGGGACUGUGAGGAGGCCCCUGAGGAGACAGAGAAAGAACCCACGGCUUCUGGAGACGCACUCACGGCCAAAGACCCUGUUGGCUCAAAAGAACAAAAGCUAGAAAAGAAAAUGCUGAAAGGAUUAGGAAAAGAAGCCAACCUGCUUAUGCAAAGUCUAAACAAGUUGCCAAACUCUGAAGAAAAGCUUGAUUUCUUACUCAAGAAGUAUGCUGAAUUGCUGGAUGAACAUCGUACCGAGCAAAAGAAGUUGAAGCUUCUCCAAAAGAAACAGGUACAUAUCCAAAAAGAGAAGGACCAGUUACAAAGUGAACACAGCAGAGCCAUCCUGGCCCGAAGCAAACUGGAGAGUCUGUGCCGAGAGCUGCAGCGACACAACAAGACACUGAAGGAGGAAACCCUUCAGCGAGCUCGAGAGGAAGAAGAGAAAAGAAAGGAUAUCACAAAUCAUUUCCAGAGUACGCUGACUGACAUCCAGGCUCAGAUCGAGCAGCAGAGUGAGCGGAACAUGAGGCUGUGUCAGGAGAACACAGAGCUCGCCGAGAAACUCAAGAGCAUCAUUGAUCAGUACGAGCUUAGGGAGGAGCAUCUGGACAAAAUAUUUAAGCACAGAGAACUGCAGCAGAAGCUGGUAGACGCCAAACUAGAGCAGGCACAAGAACUGAUGAAAGAAUCAGAGGAGCGACACGCCCGCGAAAAGGAAUAUCUGAUGAACCAGGCGGCAGAAUGGAAGCUCCAGGCCCAGGUGCUGAAGGAACAGGAGACAGUCCUGCAGACUCAGCUUACUCUUUACUCUGGAAGGUUUGAAGAAUUCCAGAACACGCUGACAAAAAGCAAUGAGGUGUUUGCCACUUUCAAACAGGAAAUGGAUAAAACAACAAAGAAAAUGAAGAAGCUGGAAAAGGACACGGCCACCUGGAAAGCCCGCUUUGAGAACUGUAACAAAGCUCUCCUGGAUAUGAUUGAAGAGAAAGCCCUGAGAGCUAAAGAAUACGAGUGCUUCGUGAUGAAAAUCGGGAGGCUAGAGAAUCUCUGCCGAGCUUUGCAGCAAGAGAGAAAUGAACUCUACCAAAAAAUCAGAGAAGCAAAGAUGCCUGAGAAGGAUGACCAAAGCCAGCACCUCUCCGACGAUGAAGAGCCGGAGUCAACCGUGUCACCGGGGGCAGAGAUCGGUGCAGAGGAAGCUGUUGAUGUUCACAACGCUGUGAAAAAUUUGGCCUCCGCCUUCCUGAUAAUGCAUUGUCCAGCGUCCACCCUCGACCAGUCCAAAGAACUUCAACCAGAACUGGGGAGUCCUCAAGGGGGCGGAGACAUCGCCCUCGAAGAACAGCCCCCCCUGAUGCCAUCCUGCCGUUCAGAAAACCCCCAGUCUACCCCAACUGCUGCAGUUUCGGCCUCAGUUGGCAACAAAGCAGAACCUCCCCCCAAAGUCCCUAAUUCUCCUGGGGCGUUGCCAGCGGAGGCCCAAGGUGAGGGUCUUCCUGCUGGACCACAUGCCUAUCCCCAGCCCCCAGUGCCAGAGGCUGUAGCUUCCACUUGCGGUCACGCCCCAACAGAGGCGUCCACACUGGACGUGGAGGCAAAUGUUCCUGCUCCAGUACCACCAGGGGCUGAGCAAGCUCCUGCCGGGGUGCCAGGGUGUGAGCCCAGUACGCAGCCCCCCUCCAUGGCAGUGGCAAAAGGGGUGCCAGCAGGGUCUCCCGCAGGGCCCCAACCACCCCAAGGGGCAGAUACCAAUCUGGAAGGAGUAGACUAAACGCCACGGCUGUGCUUCCUGGCUCUGCUUGGUCGGAAUUAACAAAUUGUCUUCUGAAGAGGUGUUUAGAGCUAGACUUGUUUAAUCCAAGAGAAUUAGGGUCUCACAACGUUUUUUGAAUGUUAUGCAGAGCACAUUCAGCCUGUGCUCUUUGUUCUCCAUUUAUAACCGGUUUGGCGCUUUUCUACUUAACACUGGUUGAUAACGUCAUUUUUUUCAAGCGGCAACAAAACACAAAUAGCAAAUUUAUAUUAACUUGCCAUUAAGACAGUACCUAAUUAAUUUUCUUAAGGAACAGAAAGAUAAGGUGUUUGAAGAUGUCCAGUUAAUAUAUCAGUACUGCGAAUGUGCUGAUUUAUUUAUUUUUAUGUGUAGUUUAAAUAAGUUAUAGAAUAAGUAAUAGAUAUCCAGGCUCCAUUCAAACUCUAUAUGCACAAGCAAUACAUGCAUAUGCAUGGCUGUGUGCAUAUUGGCUCAUCAAUGGCUUAGUUUUCUGCACUUUUCGUUAACUCUUUACAACCACAUUCUGAAAAUAACACACACAAUAUAUUUGAAAGAUCAUAUCCAUUUUACCUUGAUCAUAGUAUAUUGUUAUAAUUCCUUAUUCACUAUAAAUCUCUUGCUGUGCCCAACUUAUAAAUUAAAACUUUAUCAUAAAAAAUGUAUUGAAAAAUUAUAGUAUAGAAAGGAUUCAAUAUAAUCUAUAGUUUUAGGGAUCCUCUGGAGGUCUUGGAAUGUACCCCCCCAUACACACACAGAUAA
This is a messenger RNA of Sorex araneus (European shrew), 2963 nucleotides long. RefSeq names its product taxilin beta (gene TXLNB). NCBI's taxonomy places the organism in Eukaryota, Metazoa, Chordata, Mammalia, Eulipotyphla, Soricidae. The transcript is spliced from 10 exons. Bases 135 to 2201 code for a protein of 688 amino acids. The record is from RefSeq and is a predicted model, not a curated record. Gene Ontology annotation, molecular function: syntaxin binding.